CGUUGACAAAGUUGUAGUUAAUUCAUGACCUUCACAACCUAUCUACAUUAUAGCAAACCUGGUUCUUACUUGAACUCCUUAUAAAAACAGUAUUUCCCCAACUCAUUCUAUCAACAAAUUAGAUUUUAAACAAAAAUGGAAGUUCAUGACAAACUUUUUUUAGUUUUUUCACAAGGAUGCAACAUGGGAAUGGUGAUGCUAGCUUGCAUGUUUAUUUCAUGGAUCUUUGUUUACAGAUGGAACCAGAGGAACAGAAAAGGCCCCAAAACAUGGCCACUCAUCGGAGCAGUGUUCGAACAAUUAAUUAACUAUGAUCGAAUGCACGAUUGGCUCGUCGAAUACCUGUCCGCAUCGAAAACGGUUGUAGUUCCAAUGCCUUGCACAACUUAUACUUACAUUGCUGAUCCUGCUAAUGUUGAACAUGUACUUAAGACCAAAUUUGCCAAUUACCCCAAGGGUGAAACGUACCAUUCAUAUAUGGAAGUGCUGCUUGGAGAUGGGAUUUUCAACGUAGAUGGUGAGCUAUGGAAGAAGCAAAGGAAAACAGCUAGUUUUGAGUUUGCAUCAAAGAAUUUGAGGGAUUUCAGCACUGUAGUAUUCAGGGAAUAUAGUCUACAACUCCAUUCUAUUCUAACUCAAGCUUGCUUCCAUAACCAAGAAGUAGACAUGCAGGAUUUAUUGAUGAGGAUGACUUUAGACUCCAUUUGCAAGGUGGGGUUUGGUGUUGAAAUUGGAACUCUGGCUCCCACUUUACCAGAUAACAACUUCGCUCGGGCGUUUGAUACUGCAAACAUCAUUGUUACACUGAGGUUCGUUGAUCCACUCUGGAAAUUGAAAAGAUUUCUCAAUGUGGGCUCCGAAGCUCUACUUGGAAAGAGCAUCAAAGUCAUUGAUGACUUCACUUACAAUGUCAUAAGGAGAAGAAAAUCUGAGAUUAAAGAAAUUCGAGAAUCUUGCAAAACCAGCAAGAUAAAGCAUGACAUAUUGUCAAGAUUUAUUGAACUAAGUGAAGAUCCAGAAGGAAAUUUAACUGACAAAAGUCUUAGAGAUAUUGUCCUGAAUUUUGUGAUUGCUGGCCGUGACACAACAGCUACGACUCUCACAUGGGCCAUAUACAUGAUAAUGACCAAUGCCCGUGUAGCUGAAAAGCUUUACUCAGAACUUAAAGCUUUCGAAGAAGUACAAGCAAAGGAGGAGAGGAUUUCAUUACUACCAUGUGACUUGGAAGACCCUGAAUCCUUCAAUCAAAGAGCAGUGCAAUUUGCAGGUUUGUUGAAUUAUGAUUCACUGGGGAGAUUGUAUUAUCUGCAUGCAGUGAUCACAGAGACACUACGUUUAUAUCCAGCAGUUCCCCAGGACCCCAAGGGCAUCCUGGAGGAUGAUAUCUUGCCCGAUGGAACCAAAGUAAAAGCAGGAGGCAUGGUUACUUAUGUUCCCUACUCGAUGGGUCGGAUGGAGUAUAAUUGGGGCCCUGAUGCAGCAGUAUUCAGGCCUGAGAGAUGGCUAAAAGAGGGUUGCUUCCAAAAUGCAUCUCCAUUCAAGUUCACUGCAUUUCAGGCAGGACCAAGAAUAUGCCUUGGAAAGGACUCUGCCUAUCUCCAGAUGAAGAUGGCAUUGGCCAUUCUGUGCAGGUUUUUCAAAUUUAAUUUGGUGCCAAACCAUCCAGUAAAGUAUAGGAUGAUGACUAUUCUAUCAAUGGAGAAAGGUUUAAAGCUCAAAAUAGCCAGACAAUCUUGUUGAGGUGGCCAAUGGUCUACUUCUGGUCCAAAGUUAAACUAUACCAGAUGUUGUCCAAACGAUAAUAUAUACUUUAGAAUUUUGCAAGCAAUCAAUUCGGAUUCUUAACUAGAGAACUCCUCUAAGCUCUGCGAUAAUCGCAAUAAGGAAUACCCUUUU
This is a messenger RNA of Gossypium raimondii (Peruvian cotton), 1896 nucleotides long. Its product is annotated as cytochrome P450 704B1. Gene Ontology annotation, molecular function: iron ion binding; oxidoreductase activity, acting on paired donors, with incorporation or reduction of molecular oxygen; heme binding. Lineage: Eukaryota; Viridiplantae; Streptophyta; Magnoliopsida; Malvales; Malvaceae. The record is from RefSeq and is a predicted model, not a curated record. Bases 136 to 1740 code for a protein of 534 amino acids. The transcript is spliced from 6 exons.